AUGGCAUCUUUCUUUUCUGAUUUUGGUCUCAUGUGGUACUUGGAAGAGCUAAACAAGAAGGAGUUCGUGAAGUUUAAGGAGUUCCUCAAACAGGAGAUUCUGCAGUUGGAUCUGAAACAGAUUUCUUGGACCAAAGUAAAGAAGGCGUCUCGGGAAGAGCUUGCCAACUUACUGGUGAAACAUUAUAAGGAGAAGCAAGCCUGGGAGGUGACCUUCCAAAUCUUCCAGAAGAUGAACAGGAAGGACCUCAGUGAGAAGGCAGCAAGGGAGAUUGCUGGUGAGUUGGCCAAAGCUUCUCUUGCGCUCACUGACUCAGGACACCCAAAGGUAUAUCAAGCUCAUUUGAAGAAGAAGCUUACCCAUGAUUGGUCCAGACAUUUCAGCACCAAAACUGAAGAGUUUUCUAUGCAGAAAUCAACCCAGGAUGGCUGUGAUUUUGUGGAAUUUAUUGAGUCAGAUGCUACUAGCAGGAAGCCACAAAUGGUGUUCCUGCAAGGAGUGGCGGGGGUUGGCAAGACAUGGAUGUUGACAAAGCUGAUGCUGGCUUGGUCAGUCGGCCUGGUGUUUCAGAACAAAUUCUCCUACAUCUUCUACUUCUGCUGUCAGGACUUGAACCAGUUGGAGACAGUGAGCCUGGCCGAACUGAUCUCAAGAGAGUGGCCCAGCCCCUCGGCUCCCACAGUGGAGAUAUGAUCCCAGCCCGAGAGACUCUUAUUUAUUAUCAACAGCCUAGAAGUGAUGAGGUGCAAUUUGACGGAACGGGAGUCAGAGCUAUGUGACAACUGGUCAGAAAAGCAGCCGGUAAAUAUACUGCUGAGCAGUUUGCUCAAGAGGAAGCUCCUCCCAGAAUGCUUUGUCUUCGUCGCAGCUACCCCGGAGACUUUUGAGAAAAUGGAGGGCAAGAUUGAAUGCACGUACAGAAAAAUAAUGACGGGAUUCAGUGAGAACUAUAUUAAGAUGUAUUUCCAUAGCUUGUUCCAAGACAAAAGCAGAACCCAGGAGGCCUUCAGCUCGGUGAGAGAAAAUGAGCAGCUGUUCGCUCUGUGUCAGGUCCUCCUGCUCUGCUGGAUGGUGGCCACUUGUGUGAAGAACGAAAUAGAAAAGGGAAGAGACCCGGUGGCCACCUGCAGACGUGCCACCUCCCUGUAUUCCACUCAUGUCCUGAAUUUGUUCACUCCCCAAAGCACCCAUUAUCCGAGUAAGAAAAGCCAAGAACAGUUAUGGGGCUUGUGUUCCCUGGCCGCGGAGGGCGUGUGGACUGACACCUUUGCGUUUAGUGAGGAGGCUCUCGUGAGAAAUGGGCUCGUCAGGUCUGACAUCCCCACACUGCUGGACAUGAGGAUACUUCUAAAGAGCAAGGAAUCUGAAAACUCUUACAGGUUCCUCCACCCGAACGUCCAGGAGUUCUGUGCCGCCAUCUUUUAUCUGCUGAGGAACCCUGAGGGCCACCCUUGUCAGGACGUUAAAAGUUUAGAGACGCUCAUGUUUACGUUCCUAAAGAAAGUCAAAACACAAUGGAUUUUUUUGGGUGGUUUCAUCUUUGGCCUUUCGCAGGAGUCAGAACAAGAAAAGCUGGAGGCGUUUUUUGGCCACCAGCUGUCCCAGGAAAUAAAGUGUCAGCUGUCUCAGUGCCUGGCAGCGUUACAUGGUGAUAGAGAGUUUCAAGAGCAAAUAGAUGGCAUGAAGUUGUUUUACUGUCUGUUUGAGAUGGAGGACGAAGGCUUCUUAGUGCAAGCUAUGAACUGUGUGGAACAGCUUAACUUUGUGGCUAAGAAUUGUUCUGAUUUUAUUGUUGCUGCCUACUGCUUAAAACACUGUUCUACGCUGAAGAAACUGUCCUUUUCAACCCACAUUGUCUUGCUUGGACUACAAGAAGAAAGUGAUUUGGAAAAGCUACUCGUCAAUUGGCACUGUAUAUGCUCUGUGUUCUUAAACAGUAAGGACAUCCGGCUACUCCAAGUGAAAGAAAGUAAUUUCAGUAAACACGCCUUUGUGGUCUUGUAUAGUUACCUGAGGUACCCCGGCUGCACCCUUCAAGCACUUGAGGCAAAUAACAUAAUCCUAUCUGAUGACCACCUGUUGUUUGAGUUGUUGGUAAAUCAGAGCCACAAUUUGCAACACUUGAACCUCAGCUUCACAAAUCUCAUUCAGACUAGUGUGAAAAUGUUGUGUGACGUCUUGAGCCAGGCCGAGUGCAACAUAAAAAUGCUGGUGUAA
Messenger RNA from Acomys russatus (golden spiny mouse), 2217 nucleotides. RefSeq names its product NLR family pyrin domain containing 4 (gene Nlrp4). Gene Ontology annotation, cellular component: cytoplasm. The transcript has 4 exons. Gene Ontology annotation, biological process: regulation of inflammatory response. NCBI's taxonomy places the organism in Eukaryota, Metazoa, Chordata, Mammalia, Rodentia, Muridae. The record is from RefSeq and is a predicted model, not a curated record.